GUUAAACUAGGUUGUUGAAUUGGCGACAAAGUCAGCCAUUACGAUUGCAGAACGAGCGUCGGAGUGCAUUGGAGUUUCGAGGAAGUCAUCGUCCAAGGAUUUCGUUGCUACUGGGGAUUGAUUAUUAGUUCAAAUCUGUUUAAAACCUCUUCAACAGCGUUCAGCGUAUAAUAAUUCACCGUUUUUUCGUUGUAAGUUGCAAUUUUCGGACCUUAGGCGGUUCAGUGUGUGUUAGGUGGUUAAGGAGCAGGUACAGCCGUCGUCAACACAUCAGCAGUGUAUCGUGUCAAUGACGUGACAUGAAUCAUCGCAGGUGACCACUGCAGUUGUUGCUGCUGCUCCUGGUGUUGCUGCUGCUUCUAUUCUGCUUGCUACGUUUCAUUGCCCUCUUCCACUGAUGGGCCAUUCGAUGUGGUUGGUCCUAUUUGUUCUCAGCAACAACAACCACACAACUUCUUAGCGUUCAUCGCGAAACCUUUUAGCUGCCCAAGGACUACGUCCAAGGAAGAGAAUAUUACAGUGAAGAAGAGUAUUCUGUGAGAAGAUUGAUUAGAAAUAGUCAAAAAUGAGUGUAAUAAUCAGACUACAAAAUCUUGCGUGGUCCGCAAACGCGCUGGAUAUACGCCAGUUUUUCCGAGGCUUAAGCAUUCCCGAAGGUGGGGUCCACAUCGUCGGCGGUGAAUUAGGAGAUGCUUUCAUAGCUUUCAGUACCGAUGAAGAUGCGCGUCAGGCGAUGAUGAGCGACGGUGGUAAGAUAAAAGAGAUGAAGAUAAAGCUGCUGCUGAGCUCCCGCACCGAGAUGCAAAAAGUGAUCGAGGCCGCUCGCCAGCAGACAAUAUCGUUGCAGACCUUCAUGCAGAGCACGCCGAUCGCCGUGGUCCCUGCAGUACCGGCCAAGCCCGAAAACCCGCCGAUUGAGAAGAAGGAAAAAGACAAGGAUCACAAGGACAAGGAGCGAGACCUCGAUCCCGAGUCGACGAAGGACCGGAGCAAAGAGAAGCGGGACAGAUCCCGAUCCCGGGAUAGAUCGCGGUCGCGUGACAGGGACCGGGACCGGGACAGGCGCGACAGGGACCGAGGCAGGGAUCGCCGGCGCAGGGACAGGAGCAGGUCGCGGGAUAGAGAUCGAGACCGUAGAGAUCGGAGAAGGAGGAGGGACAGAUCGCGAUCGCGGGAUCGAACGAGGUCACGUGAUCGGGACGGGAAACGAUCCUCGGGUGUGGACCGGCGCAACAAGGAUUCGAACGACGAGGAUCAGGCGAACGACGUCGUAUGCGUUGGCCAGUUUCCGAACAAGGAUAACAGCAAGACCGGCGUGCUUUCCGGACCCGCAGCGAUCUCCGCUACCGUUGGCGGUAAAAAGCCGUCGAUAGCCGAAAACGGGAUCUGGGAGGUGCCUCCUCAGGCCCACAUUCAGGCCCCCAUAUUAGCCCCCGGUAUCCUUGGCGCCGGGGUCGCCGCUCUGCCCAAUGAUCCCUCCGCCAAUCAGCGGUCCUUAUCCUUUGCCGCGGCACCGAUUCUCGCCUCCCAGCAGCAGAUCAUCCAGCCGAAUCAGUUCGGUAUUAACGGGCUGAACGGCGUCGGUAACAUGAUACAGCCACAUCCCCAGGGUAUGGGUCACUCCAUGGGCAUGGCUGGCAUGGGCCAAGGAAUCUCCCCCGGCCCCAUGCCCAGUUUGAGCCCUGCGGCGGUCGGGGUGAUCGGGGUUACCCCGAGAGGUGGCAGGGACAUGUGGUCCCAGAACGAGGCCGUUCACGGCCGGAUGGAUCAGGGCAGGUAUCCGCCUCGGGGAUCGGGCGGUAAUGGCGGGUCCUACGGACCCCAAGAGUCGAGAAUGUACAGCGGGAACGGCGGUGGGAGCCCAAAUUCGAUGCAGUAUCAACCGGGUAUGAGGCAGCCGAAUAUGCAGGGUGGCGGUGCGGGUAAUCCAUUUUUGAGCAAGAUGCAGGAACUGGAUAGUAGGCGAAACCCGAACGCGUUUCAAACGAACUCUUACGGCGGUUAUGAUAACGGCCAACAGCACGAUAGGCAGCCGCAGCAAAUGAGUGGAAGGAACAAUCGCGGGUAUCACGGAUCGGCGGAAAACGUCGUGAAACCAGCGAUAACCGGCAACUGUGUUGAGAUUCGCAAUAUGCCUUUGACAGCCGGUUACGGUGACGUCAGGCAUGCCUUUCCCGGGAUCUAUAUUAGAAAGGACGGAUUGAAGCUGAUCAACGACAAUCACGGGAAUCGCGUCGGCAUUGCUUACGUCAAGUUCGGCAAGGGGGAGGGUAAGGAUUUGGCUCUCAGCGUUCCGCGGUACGUUAGAGGAUCGGAAGUGGAGGUGCUUCCUCUGGACGAGGUGAUAUUCGACAAGGCCGUUGACUCCUACGUACCCGAGCUCAAGGAGAAGAGCAGGGAUCACGGUUUGGAGCAGAUUGGUGGUACCAAAGAAAACGACCCCAGGUCGUCGACCUGCGUUGUCGUCUCCGACCUGCCGGCAUUUGCGAAAGAAAUCGACAUAGCGAAACUGUUCCACGACUCGAAGAUAAACAAUUUGUUCAUGAUGAUGGCCAAGGAGACUUCGACCCCACAGCUCGUCGCUUACGUCCAAUUUUCACGGGUCGAAGAGGCGAAGGCCGCGAUAUCGCAACCGUUGAAAAUCGGCAUGAAACCCGUGACUGUGGCAACCGUCACGGAGGAGAAAUUCGUCCAGAUGAAACGCGAGGCGGAAAUGAACGCGACUGUUGCCCAGAACACCGAGGCCGUCACCAUGUCGGAUUGCGUGAUAAUGCGAGGAUUGCCAUUCCAGACGAUAGAUCGGGACGUGCUCGAUUUCUUCUCAGACAUCGGUAUCGUGCCGCACAGAAUUCACAUGAUGCUUAAUCAGAACGGAAAACCGGCCGGCGAGUGUUUCUGCGAGUUCGACACUACCCAGGAGGCGAUCCGAGCGACAGCUAAGAACGGUCUUCCCCUCGGCAAAAAUACACCGACCGUGGAACUCGUGUCGAGGACGACGAUGAUGGAGACCCUGGGUAUCGCCGAUUCUCAGUACCUCCAGGAUAACCAGCAUUACGGGAACGCUGCCAUGCAACAGGACCAGCGAGGCAGAUACCCAGCGUCCAUGCCGCCCCACAUGGGCAGAUACGGAAAUGCCGGUUACCCGCCUCGUGGUCCCCUGGGCAUGAUGGGGGGUAUGGGGGGAAUGCCUCGUCACAUGGGGUACGGUGGCAGGCAUCCGCCACUCGAGUACGUCGAAGGCUUCGGUAAACCCGGGUGCGUAUUGUCCCUCGAGAACGUACCCUUUAAGGCCGACAUCGACGAGAUCAUCGACUUCUUUGGUGACUUUGACGUCAAGCGUGAAAACGUCAUACGACGAUAUAACGACAAGGGGAUGCCGACCGGCGACGCUCGCGUCGCUUUUUGUUCACCGGGCGAGGCUCAACGGGCUCUCCGCGAAUUGAGGCAUUGCAAAAUGCGCGAUCGUACGAUAUUUAUGAAAAUUGCAUGAGUUUACUCAUUCGAUUAGUAUAUCUACGUAUACGUAUUACUAUCAACGGGAGAUAUGAUAAUUACUGAGUUGAAUUUGUCAAAUUCGUGUUUUCUUUUAUCUUGUCUUUUUUUUUUAUUUCAUUUUUUCAGUUAUACAUCCAUGUCAUUUUUGCAUUUUACAAUGUAGCAUUAAAUGCGAGGUAUUUAUUUGUAUACCGAAUUACAGACUGAAACACUCGAUGGAACCGUGACAUCGUAUCUAGAGAGGAUUGGCUAUAUACGAAACCCUUAUCGACGAUUAAACAACCUUUUCUUUUUGCUCUCAAUCGGCGGUAUACAUACCGUAUAGUUAAGCAAGUAAUUGAGUUGCAGAUAUGGCGUACAUGUUGUCGCCAGUUUUAAGACUGGUUUUAAUUACUUUUUAGUUGAAAUCAAUAUUGCAUAACAUAAGUAUGUGUCUAGUAUUUUUCCAAUCACUCACUUGUAAAUUAUGGAUAUAUCUUCUGAGUCAUUCAUCUCUGAAUUUGCAUUCUCGACUAUAGAUCUGAAGCAUUGAAAUUUGAUUUGUAUGACAAGUUUUACGCAUAGACACAAUCGCGACAAUUGGUAAACCGUUUUUGACAAUUCACGAAAAUUGUUGGAUGAAAUGCAACGAAUCGAAUAGCGCUGACGAGUUUAUAAAAUAUGAAAAUUAAAUACCUAUACCGUCUCUCAACAAUUAGCACUGACAUAGACUUAUUGUACAAAAUCACAGCGAUCGCGUAAAUUGAUUAUCAUGGCCUACUUUGUCGGGAAUAAAAGAAAAACAUCAGCUAAUAACACAAAUUCCGAUAACACAAAAUGUAAUAAGAAGCAUUAAAGUUCAGAAUGUAAUGGUGUCGUAUAUAGCUCUGACAAACUUGAUGCGUCAUUAUUACAAUAUAUUUAUACUUUGUACGGUUUUUUCUCCCUAAAUGAGUAAGUAAAAAAUACUCAUUCACAAAAAAGUUGAACUGUAUAAAUUUUAGAAAAAACGAGAAACGCGUUACUACCGUCGUAUCGGUAAAUCUGUUUAGCUGUAAAUAUACAUAUAAUAUAAGAAAGACUUUUUUUAGAAGUUUAAUUUAAAUAUGGUCAUUACUAGUAUGGUUGGAAACUUCAUGGGACACACGUAGACAGAGUAUUUCUUAUUCUUAAUGCGAUACGGACGCAAUGCGAAGAACUAUAAGUAUGAGAGUGUCUUUGGACGAAUGUAUGGGGGCUAAGCGUUAAACAUUGCACGCAUAGUUUUGAAUGUGAAAGUCAUAAAUCUAUUGUGUGUAUGAUAUUACUUAGGGUAUGCGGGUAUACUAUACAUAGAAUAUAUGGUACGUGUACUUGAGGUUAAAUAUGUAUAUUACAUAUUAUUAAGAUUGCAUUGUAUAUAUAUAUAGAAAUAUAUAUGAUCAUCAUAAUUAUUGCUAUUACAACUAGUAGAUAAAUUAUAAAAAAUUAGAUGCAGAGUUAAGUUGACGAUUAUUGUGCGUAUAUGAGAAGUUUAGUUUCUUCCCUAUACAUAUAAAUACAUACCUACUAUUAUGAUUAUUAUUAUAGAUUAAAACUUACUUCUGAAUACCUAUUGUAUGUAUUACCAUUGCAACUGACACGACUUCAAUAAAUUUAUAUCGAAAGUA
Messenger RNA from Neodiprion virginianus, 5123 nucleotides. RefSeq lists its product as uncharacterized. The record is from RefSeq and is a predicted model, not a curated record. Lineage: Eukaryota; Metazoa; Arthropoda; Insecta; Hymenoptera; Diprionidae. The transcript has 4 exons. Gene Ontology annotation, molecular function: RNA binding. Gene Ontology annotation, cellular component: ribonucleoprotein complex; nucleoplasm. Bases 566 to 3490 code for a protein of 974 amino acids. Gene Ontology annotation, biological process: regulation of RNA splicing.